Messenger RNA from Necator americanus (New World hookworm), 291 nucleotides. RefSeq lists its product as uncharacterized. The record is from RefSeq and is a predicted model, not a curated record. Lineage: Eukaryota; Metazoa; Nematoda; Chromadorea; Rhabditida; Ancylostomatidae. The coding region runs from base 1 to 291 and encodes 96 amino acids. The transcript has a single exon.
AUGAUAGUUGCUGAUACUUCUUUGCGGCUUAUUUUCCAAUAUUUUGAGGGUUCUCGACCUAGUAACGUUCCUCACAAAAGAGAAGAAGUGGAACACGAUCCACCUAUGUGGAAAAAGGGGACCGUUGUUUCAAGAGGCGAUACGAGCAACCCUCAAUCAUUGGGAGGAGCAGCUGAACCGUUGUGGACUGCUGGAGCCGCCCAACGCGUUCUGUUGUGCGGUGGUCCACAUCUCACCGCUACUGCGACGGAAUUUUCUGGAUUAUUUGGUUCCACAUCCUCUUAUUUCUAG